Messenger RNA from Molossus molossus (Pallas's mastiff bat), 3839 nucleotides. Its product is annotated as zinc finger protein 814-like. NCBI's taxonomy places the organism in Eukaryota, Metazoa, Chordata, Mammalia, Chiroptera, Molossidae. The record is from RefSeq and is a predicted model, not a curated record. Bases 875 to 3745 code for a protein of 956 amino acids. Gene Ontology annotation, biological process: regulation of DNA-templated transcription. The transcript is spliced from 3 exons.
AAGAGGCUCUUGGGCAACUCAAACCCACAUCAGCUUCAGAGAGUGAAUAUUGAAGCGAGAGCCAGAUGUAUGGAAGAGGCUUUCCAAGCAACAUCUCCCCAAAUGUGUACCUGUGGGAAUGCAACUAACUGGGGUCGGAAGGUGUGAGAGGGACAAUGUACAGGGUGAUGUGCACUGGAAGAGGAAGUGUGGGUUAUGGUCGCAGGGCCCCCGAAUUUCGGGCCGAAGGGUGAGGGAUGAGCCUAAGCUUGGCUGUUGGAAGGUAUCUCGCUGAGGAAGAAAGAGAAACUGAGUCGCAAAGGUUUUAUUGAAGCGUUUCUGGGUGAAGUUCACUGGUCCCCGUGGUGGGGGCCAGGAAAGUCGUGCUGGUACUUUCGCCUGGGGAAGAUUUAUAGGGACGCUAGGGACCUGGGUGGGGUGAUUAGGUGUGGCGUAUGUUGAUUGGCUGGGAAGGGUGGUGGGACGUGACCAGGAAUGUCCCCUCAGCCACAUCUGGGUAAGGCGGAGCCUCCCCAGUUAGGUUUGAAUUUCUCCUCUGGCUAUCCAUUUCCGGGUCAUGCGACUUCCGGGUCAUGUGACUCCCCGGAGCUCUCCGGCCUCACAGCUUUGUCUUGUCAAAAUCUAGAGACCCAGGGGGGAGUUAAUGACUGGAUGGAUGAGGCCCUACAAGUCAGGACCAGAAUUGGAUUGCAUCUCUGUGCCUUCCUGCCUGGUGUUGCUGAGGGCUGAACAUCAUGAGUAAAGGGACCUUGAGGAUAGGGUGGGCAUCAGUGGCACCUAGGCCACUGUGACCCUUGAGGAUGUUGCCCUGUACUUCUCCCGGGAGGAAUGGAGGCUCCUUGAUGAGGCUCAGAGACGCCUUUACCUGCAUGUGAUGCUGGAGAACUUUGCACUUAUAUCCUCUCUGGGUUGCUGCUGUGGAGCAGACGAUGUGGAGACACCCACUGAACAGAGCAUUUCUGUUGGAAUGUCACAGGCAAAGAAUCCCAAGGCAGCUGCGUCUUCACAGAAGAGCCACCCCUGUAAGAGUUGUGGGCCGGUCUUGAGAGACAUUUUCCACUUGGUUGAACAGCAUGGAACACAACACAUCCCUAAACUGCUGAGGUGUGGGGCAUGUGCAAAACGAUUUUAUUUUAGUAUAAACUGCCACCCCCACCGAGAGGUUCGCAUGAGAGAGAAACCCUUCAGAAGUAGUGUGCACACGGCCUCAUUUGUGAAUAGCUGCAGAAUCCAUGUGUCACAGAAGUCCAUUGCUUGUGGGGAGGCUGAGAAGAACGUCCUGUCCAGCUUAGGACAUCAUCAGCAACAGGACACUGAUACAGUGAAGGAGCCAAACAAAGACAACCAGUGGGAAGCAACUUUACAAAGCAGAAAAGGUCUUUACACUUCGGGAGAAUGGAAGAAAACCUUUAACUCCCAACACAUACUUGUUCAGGACCAGGAUGUCCAUACUGGAAAACAGUGUUUUGUGUGCAGUGAAUGUGGAAAAACAUUCAGGUACAAAUCCUCAUUUGUUACUCACUGCAGAACCCACACUGGAAAAAGUUCUCGUCUAUGUGGCGAAAGUGGAAAAUUCUUUAGUAGAAGCUCAACUGUCAAUCAGCAUCGAAAAAUUCAUCCAGGAGCAAGGCAGUACAAAUGCAGCAAAUGUGGAAAAUCAUUGAGCCACAGAUCUGUCCUCAUCAAUUCCAAGGAACAGCACAAUGCAGAAAACAGUUACAUGUGCAGUGAGUGUACACAAUCUUUUAGACAUAGCUCAGUUUUAAUUCAGUAUCAGAAAGUUCAAACUGGAGAAAAGCCUUAUAAGUGUAAUGACUGUGCAAAAUCUUUUACCUCUGUCGCCGCCCUCAGUUAUCAUCAGAGCUCUCACACAGGAGAAAGGCCUUAUGGGUGCAGUGAUUGUGGAAAAUUUUUUAUCUCUAGGUCUGACCUGCGUUAUCAUCAGAGAGUUCAUUCUGGAGAGAGGCCUCAUGAGUGCAGUGAAUGUGGGAAAUCUUUUAUCACUCGUACAGCUCUUCGUUAUCAUCAGAGAGUUCACACUGGAGAAAGGCCUUAUGAAUGCACUGAAUGUGGGAAGUCCUUUACCCGAAGAAAUAACCUCCUUAUACACCUUAGAGUUCACUCAGGGUACAGGCCUUAUCAGUGUAGUGAAUGUGGUAAAUCUUUUACCUUUAGUUCUAGCCUCCGUUAUCAUCAUAGAGUUCACACUGGAGAAAGGCCUUAUGACUGCAGUGAUUGUGGGAAAUCCUUUAACAAUAGGUGGACACUUGUUCGACACCAGAGAAUUCACACAGGAGAAAAGCCUUAUGUGUGCAGUAAUUGUGGCAAAUCUUUUACUUGUAGUUCCACACUUCAGUAUCAUGAACGAGGUCACCUUGGAGAAAGGCCUUAUGAGUGCAGUGAAUGUGGGAGAUCUUUUACUACUAGCUCUGCCCUCCGUUAUCAUCAAAGUAUUCAUACAGGAGAAAGGCCUUAUGAGUGCAGUGAAUGUGGCAAAUCUUUUAUCUCUAGAUCUGACUUCCAAUAUCAUCAGAAGACUCACUCAGGAGAAAGGCCUUAUGAAUGUGCUGAAUGUGGGAAAUCCUUUAUUCGAAGAAAUAACCUCAUUUUACACCAGAGAGUUCACACAGGAGAAAGGCCUUAUGAGUGUAGUGAAUGUGGGAAAUCUUUUAAUAAUAAGUCAACACUCAUUCAACACCGGAGAGUUCACACAGGAGAAAAACCUUAUGUGUGCAGUGAAUGUGGGAAAUCCUUUACUUCUAGCUCUACCCUCUGUUAUCAUCUGAGAACUCAUGCUGGAAAGAGGCCUUAUGAAUGCAACGAAUGUGGGAAAUCCUUUACAUCUAGCUCCACCCUCAAUUACCAUCACAGAGUUCAUACAGGAGAAAGGCCUUAUAAAUGCACUCAGUGUGGGAAAUCUUUUACAUUUAGCUCAAGCCUUCGUUAUCAUCACAGAGUACAUACUGGAGAAAGGCCAUAUGAAUGCAAUGAAUGUGGAAAAUCUUUUAAAGAUAGAUCACAAUUCACUAAACACCAGCGAGGUCACACUGGAGAGAGACCUUUUAAGUGUAACGAAUGUGGGAAAUCUUUUAGCCACAAAUCUUCCCUCUCAAUACACCAGAGAAUUCAUAAUAGAGAAAGGUCGUACAAGUGCAAUGAGUGUGGUAAAUCUUUUACCUCUACUUCUGGUCUUGGUUAUCAUCGGAGACUUCACAGGGGUGAAAGGCCAUAUCAGUGCAUUGAUUGUGGGAAAUCUUUUACCAGUAGCUCGAUACUUGUUCGACACCAGAGAGUUCACACUGGAGAAAGGCCUUAUGAGUGCAGUGAAUGUGGGAAAACUUUUGCCAGUAGUGACACACUCUCUUAUCAUCAGAGAGUUCACACAGGAAAAAAGCCUUACAAAUGCAGUCAGUGUGGAAAAUCUUUUGCCUCUGGUUCCACGCUCCGUUAUCAUCAGAGAGUUCAUACAGGAGAAAGGCCUUAUGAAUGCAGUGAGUGUGGGAAAUCUUUUAUCUGUAGUUCCAAACUUCGUUAUCAUCAGCGAGUUCACACUGGUGAAAAGCCUUAUGAGUGCAGUGAAUGUGGAAAGUUGUUUAGGGAUAGUUCGCAAUACACGCAGCACCGCAGAGGUCACACUGGAGAAAGACCUUAUGAGUGCAGUGAAUGUGGGAAAUUUUUUAUUCGAAAAUCUACCCUCUCUCAACAUCAGAGAGUUCACAGGAAAGAAAGGCCUUCGAAGUGCUGAAAAUGUUAAGUUUUCUUGUCAGCGUAACAACCCUGGAGGAAAUUCUUUUAGGAGUCAUCUGUCUGAAUUGAAACUUCUAUGUCUGAAUAUGUAC